AUGGCACCGCAAACCAUCGCUGUCAUCGGAGGCCUAGAUGCCGACCUGAUCAUGAUUUCGAGUCGCAUUCCCGGCCCCGGAGAAAGUGUUCUGGCGAACGAGUACAUCGAAGCCCUGGGAGGCAAGGGGGCCAAUUUUGCGAUCGCGGCUUACAGAACAUGCCACAAGCGGCCGGUACAAGACGACGAAGCAGCGGUUGAAGGCCUGUCCUUGGCCUAUGACGGCAUUGAGGUCAAGAUGAUUGGCGCAGUCGGUGACGACCAGUACGGGGGCAAGUUCAUCGUUGAGCUCAACAAGAACGGGAUCGACACCUCGGGCAUCGUGACGGUGCCCGACACGCGCUCCAGCGUCUGCUUCGUCAUGGUUGAGCACCUGACACGCGAGAACAGGUGCCUGUUCUCGCUGGGGGCAACAGCCACAUGGAAGAAGGAGCACUUCCGCAACGCCGAGCAGCUCGGCGGUGGGGCUCAGAUGGAGAUUACCAAGGACGUGGUCGAGUCGAAAGCAGCCAUCGUGUCGGGCCGAGAGAGGGACGAGGUCAACGAAGACAGCUGGCCGACCAUCGCGCAGGAGUUUCUGCACCGCGGCGUGAAGAAUGUGGUCAUCACGCUAGGGGCCAGGGGUGCAUUCUACGCAAACGAGGACGGUAGUGCUCACUGCCCUGCGUAUGAGGUUGUCGUUAGGGAUACCACCGGAGCAGGGUAA
This is a messenger RNA of Chaetomium globosum CBS 148.51, 705 nucleotides long. RefSeq lists its product as uncharacterized. The record is from RefSeq and is a predicted model, not a curated record. The transcript has 2 exons. Lineage: Eukaryota; Fungi; Ascomycota; Sordariomycetes; Sordariales; Chaetomiaceae. The coding region runs from base 1 to 705 and encodes 234 amino acids. Gene Ontology annotation, molecular function: kinase activity.